AUGACAUCUUCUUUUCAACAAUUUGAUGAAUCAUUUGAUGACACAUUAAUUCAACUGACACCAGAAUCAACAAUUAUAAGAAAUACCAGAACAGGAGUAUGGAUUAAUCAAGAUAAAAUACAAGAAGUUCAAAGAUUUAAUGAUUUUAGAACCAUUGAUUGGGUUGAAGAUGAAUUAGAUGAACAAAAACAAAGACUACUAAAGCUAAAACAUUUUACUAGUAGAUCUACCAAUAUAAAAGAUAAAGUUUUAUCUCAGAUUUUAAAUUGGAUUAUCUUGGGUAUAAUGGGGAUCAUAAUUGGUUUAAUUGCAGGUUGUUUAAAUAUUAUAACUUCGUUUUUAUCAAGUUUAAGAAUUGGACAUUGUAGAUCUGGUUUUUACUUAAAUGAAAGAUUUUGUUGUUGGGGUGAAUCCGAUGAACAUUGCGAAAAUUGGUCCAACUGGUCAAAUUUUGAAUUUUUAAAUUAUUUAGUGUUCGUCAUGAUUUCAAUACUAAUGUCAUUUAUUGCUGCUAAAUUGGUUAAAUUUUAUGCUCCAUUUGCUGCUGGAUCUGGUAUUUCAGAAAUCAAAUGUAUUGUUUCAGGAUUUGUAAUGGAUGGUUUUUUGGGUUGGUGGACCUUAUUAAUAAAAAGUUUAGGAUUACCAUUAGCUAUUGGCUCUGGAUUAAGUGUUGGUAAAGAAGGUCCAAGUGUUCAUUACGCCGUAUGUGUGGGGAAUUCUAUUGCCAGAUUAAUUACAAAGUAUAGAAAAUCAGCAUCAAAAGGUAGAGAAUUUUUAACUGCUACUGCUGCUGCUGGAGUGGCUGUUGCAUUUGGUUCACCCAUGGGUGGUGUAUUAUUUUCAAUUGAAGAAAUAUCAUCUAUUUUUCAAUUAUCAACAUUAUGGAAAUCGUAUUUUUGUUCAUUAAUUGCGGUUACUACUUUAGCCGCUAUAAAUCCAUUUAGAACUGGCCAAUUAGUACUUUUUGAAGUUACGUACGAUACAAAUUGGCAUUAUUUUGAGAUCCCAAUAUACAUUAUACUAGGAAUAUUUGGAGGUGUUUAUGGAAUAAUUGUAUCAAAAUUUAAUAUCAGAGUUGUUGCAUUUAGAAAGAAAUAUUUAUCAUCAUUCGCAGUAAGAGAAGUUUUACUAUUGACUUUAUUAACUGCUAGUUUUUCAUAUUUCAAUCAAUUUUUAAGAAUUGAUAUGACUGAAUCGAUGCAAAUACUAUUCCAUGAAUGUGAAAAGAACUUUGAAAAUCCAAUAUGUGAUCCCAAUAAAAAUAAGACAGGUAUAUUGGUGUCAUUAAUAUUUGCAACUUUUGCAAGAAUGGGAUUAACAAUAAUAACUUAUGGAUGUAAAGUCCCAGCUGGAAUUUUUGUCCCAUCAAUGGCCGCUGGUGCAACCUUUGGAAGAGCUUUAGGUAUAAUUAUUGAUCAUAUUUAUAAACAACAUCCAAACUCAUUCUUUUUUUCAGCUUGUGAAGAAGGUGAAAAAUGUAUUAUACCAGGAACUUAUGCAUUUUUAGGUGCCGCUGCUGGACUUUGUGGUAUUACUGAUUUAACUGUUACUGUUGUUAUUAUAAUGUUUGAAUUAACCGGUGCAAUUCGUUAUAUUAUACCAACUAUGAUAGUUGUUGCUAUUACAAAGAGUAUAAAUGAUAAAUGGGGUAAAGGUGGUAUAGCAGAUCAAAUGAUUAAAUUCAAUGGAUUACCAUUGAUUGAUUCAAAAGAGGACUUUUCAUUUGGUACAGUUGUAUCAUCAGCAAUGACAUCAGUGAUGGUUUGUUUUUCAAGCGAUUCAAAUGACUCACUAACUUUAGAACAAUUGAAACAUACGUUAAUAAAGACAAACUAUAGAGGAUUCCCAAUCGUUCAAUCAGGUAAUAAUCCAAAAAUUCAAGGAUAUAUAUCACGAUAUGAACUAGAGUAUGUACUAAAACAACAAGAUGGAAUUGUUAAUGAUGAUAUAAUAUGUAAUUUCAACACCAAGAACAGAAACCCACUUGAUCAAAUAGACUUUAGUAAAUAUAUCAAUAAAUCACCAUUAACAGUAAAUGUCAACACAACAUUAGAAUUCAUACUAGAUAUAUUUGUAAAACUAGGGCCAAGGUAUAUAUUAAUAGAAGAAAAUGGAUCAUUAGCAGGUAUAAUUACAAGAAAAGAUAUACUAAGGUAUGAAUAUUCAAUACACCAAAUACACAAGGAUUCAAAUUUACAAAACAAACAAGAUGAAACUGAUGCUAAAGUUUGGGAAUUUAUGAAAUUGAUUAAUUUAUCAAUACGGAAAAAUAUAGGUAAAAUAUUUCAUAAUGACCCAAAUAGAUACGUAGCUUUAUAG
Lodderomyces jiufengensis is the source of this 2319-nucleotide messenger RNA. RefSeq lists its product as uncharacterized. Gene Ontology annotation, molecular function: voltage-gated chloride channel activity. The coding region runs from base 1 to 2319 and encodes 772 amino acids. Gene Ontology annotation, cellular component: Golgi apparatus; fungal-type vacuole; early endosome. The record is from RefSeq and is a predicted model, not a curated record. The transcript has a single exon. Gene Ontology annotation, biological process: intracellular iron ion homeostasis; transmembrane transport; chloride transport. NCBI's taxonomy places the organism in Eukaryota, Fungi, Ascomycota, Pichiomycetes, Serinales, Debaryomycetaceae.